GCACACGUCGGCGGAUUUCAGUGCAUGACGUCUGCUGUUCAAGACUGGUUUGUUAUUCUCCUUUUGAAAGGGAUGAAUUCAUGCAUUGUCGUGGUAACUUGUUCAUCAUUGACUUUCACAGUUGAUUGUUCAUGCUAAACUUUGACAUUUUCAAUAAGAUAUGCCUGUUUUGAACAUUGUUUUUGCUGUAAAUGUUUACUCCAGUCCCAUGUGUUCAUAAUGACGUAGGCCUAAUUGGCCUUGGUGUGACUUUGAUUUUGAAGUAACUGUGAAUUGUGAUUUCAUUUGCCAAAUCUUUUGGUCAUGAAUGAUUAAUAAUUAUGUUCGUUUAAUUGUAGGGGGAAAGUUGAUAAAAAAAAAAAAAGUAUAUAAAAAAUUAUAAUAGCAUGAGCCACGUGGAGAUGGCAGUUUUGUAAACUGUGAGUGGUCUUGAUCUUGAUCAACUUGUCCAUGUUGACAUUAAGAAGGCGGUAGUUUGAAAGAAGUUGUGUUGAAUAUUGAGUCAAGAAUCAUGAGAAUGGGAGAGGUUAGCUACUUAGCGAUGACUUCAGCUCCAUGAUGAUAUUGAAAUGUGAUAUUUUUUCACAGCGCCAGCUGCGCCACAAAGUCUUGUUCCUGAGUGUUGUUUCAGAUUAGGUAAGCGACAAUGCAACAACGACCAAACAACAAUCCUUGGCUUUUCCCAUCUGCGAAAAAACGAAGAAAAGUAAUGGGGUUGGCUUAGACUUUGUUUUACUUUAAUAGAUCUACUCGAUUUAGAAGAACAUAAUUUAGGCAAAUUUUCUGUACAAACUUUGAAUUAGCAUUCAUCCAAUUUGUUUCGCUCUUCGUGACUCAUCUACAGUGUCUCUGGUACAGACUCUGUGGAUGGUCACUGCGGGGGUUUGGGGACAAGAACAACAAAAUUGAGUCGCACAGACAAACAUGUGUGCUAUGUAGAUCAUAGGGCUUUAGCCAACCUCGCAUGAUGAGUGUGAGUGGGCUUUAGUAGGUUUAGCUACUUAAAUUUGCUAAGGUAAGACUGAUGUUCACCAAAGUCCUAAGAAAAGAAGUUUUAUAAAUGAUGUAACACUGUCACUGUGCUAGCUUGUUCAGAGUGUCAUUACCUUAAUAUUGAUUCCUGUUAGUUUGUUUUUUUCAGAUAAAGGAGAAGUACGGUAGGCUAACGCUCUAAUCCUUAAAGAAUGGAGUGACCAAUAUGAAAAAAUAAAGAGAGAGAAUCUGUACAACUUGUUCCGAUUUUCACGUGAAUGACUCUGAGCUGAAACGUUCUAAGUAACCUUGGACAUUAUGAGGUCUACAGGCAACCAUGUUGCUGUUGGGAUUUUUCUGUUUGUCAUUACACAAAGAGUAUAUUGCAAGUCAACCCUGGGUGUUCUGAAUUCUCUUCAAGCUGCAAAAAGCAAAGGACUCUUCAUCACUGAAUUCUGCUUCACUGAUACUACUGGGGGACUGAAUUACACCUUGAAUGCCACGACUCCUGGAGGGAAGCUUUAUUUCUACUCCAAACAGAGCUGGGCUGAUGCAGAAAUCAGCACUGAUUGUACACACAAGUUCCUGAAGGCUGAAUAUAGUAUAAAUCUGAUUCAGAAAGGGGGAAACCACACCACACUGUUGCUGAAACACGCAGGUCCUUGGCGAGUGAUAUAUGGAGACUCCUUUACCUGCAGUCCCGUUCUACCGCAAGAGAAUCCAGUCUAUAUCAGCUUUCAUAUUCGUCUCUACAAUUUGGACUCGUUCGGCAAGCCAUUCAGCCAUUUUGAAUGCCAGGAUAAAGGUCUUCUGACAUACUAUGAGCUGUUAACGUUUGUUUAUUUUGUCCUUGGUUGUAUCUGUGCUCCAAAAGUUUACGAAACACUCAAGAAGGGAGGACCAAUGCAUGAGGUGAUGAGUAUGCUGACAUCUGUCCUGUCCUUCCAGGCUCUUGGAGCAUUCUCAAUGUUCCUACACCUGUACAGGUACUCACAGGAUGGCCUUGGAUCUUCACUCAUGGAAAAUCUUGCAGAACUGGUGGACAUCAUAGCCCAAUUCAUGAUGUUGUAUAUGAUGGUCAGUCUGUCCUUGGGCUGGACGUUGACUUCGACGAAAACACAACUCAACGCUCACGUAUGGAAGACAUCUCUUUUGGCCAAAAUAGCCGCUGCUAUUACUGCUUUACAGUGUUUCUUCGUCUUACUGGAGCAGUUGCUCUUCACGCAACACUCGGCCUAUCACAGCCAUCAGAGUUUCCUGGGCAUGGUGACCAUAAUGGGAAGGGUCUCUCUGGCGAUCAUCUUUGCUCACAAUCUUCAUAAAGUAGUCUCAAAGGAAAAGAGUAUAGUCAGGAGGGAAUUCUACAGUAACUUUGCCAAGAUGUCUUUUAUAUGGUUCUUCGCAUAUCCAGUUUUAGUAUUUGUUUCAUUGCUCUUCUCUCAUUACAUCAGAAAAAGGUUUUUAAUAAUGACGGUUACGUCUGUGCAAGCAACCAUCGUAGUGCUCCUUUAUCGUCUAUUCCUUUCUCGAAGCCUCUACUGGGAAAUCUCAUCAUUAUCUUCAUCUUCAUCAUUACCCCUAAGACUAGAAAAAACAUUUAGCUUAAAGAAUUACUCAUCAUGACAUUAAAAAAAAAACUUCUAGUAGAUUAGAAUCGGAUAGAUAAUAGGAAAAUUCUCCAAACUUUAUACUCUUGUCUUGUAUGUGUUAUAUAUCCAUUUAUUUUAAUGUGCAUAUUUAUUUUUGCAUUCAAAAGUGGGAUGGUUGAAAUGAUUGCUUAUAUUUUAUUUUACUUUGGUUCCUUUAUAUCAUUAACAAAAAUAUGUGUUAAAUUAUCAAUUGUCUACCUUGGAAAAAAAAAACACAUUUCAGGAUGUAUGGCCUAAAUUCUCCCAUUUGGUUUAUAUUUAUAGUAACAUGUACAGUGCGUCCCACAAAGAAGGAAACCUGUUUCCAGAGGUGAAUUUCACAAUUAUAAAAUGUUUUUACUAUAAAUUUGAUACAUAUGGAAAGAGUAGAAUCUCGUCUUUAAUUUGAGACCAAAAGCUUAAAUUAUUCAUGCAUGGCACAUUACAAACAAUAAAUAUUGAGGCGUGUCAGAAAUGAUUAGCGCUGAAACUCACGUGUGAAUCUGAAUCCACUCUCAUUUCAGUGAGAAAAACUUAACAAAGAAUACAAAAGAAAUGCUAAUGAGUCAAUUGUCAAAUGAGCAUGGUCGUGGAUCACAAACCAAUCUUGUCUAUUUUUUCUGUGCAACCUGAUUUUGCCUUUAAAAUUUCGAACUUGUCUUACUCAUUAAUGCGUGAAGUGUCCGUCUCAUAUUAGGUAUCAAAAUAUAGAGGAUUAAUUGAAUUGUAUAAUGAUGCAAAUGAAAUAUCAUAAUUCAUUUGCCUUUGAAGAAAAUUGGUAUGGGAAUCCCAGUUUCCUUUUUUUGUGGGACGCACUGUAUAAUUCCUUUAAUUUUGGUUCUUAUUCCUUGAUUAUGUAUCAUUACUUUUAUUUUGGGUUCUUUUUGUAUUAUUAUCUAUAAACCUUAGUAUUUAUGUGAUUUUAGAGUUUUAUAGUUGAAUGUGUGCUAGGUAUUUAUGUUUUGUGUAGUAUAAUUUUUUCUUCAUUUCUUCAUCAAGAAUUGUGACAUGCAGAAGGCUUUUUGGACUACGAAAAAACUCAAUUCAGAUUGUGUGUUUUUUCACAUUUGGGAAUUGAGUUGAGUACUUUGGUUUGUAAAUCAGUAUUAUGUUGUGUGUUAUGUGUAGUGUCUGCAUGAAUUUUUAUUAGUAUUAGUAUUAGAUUACUGACAUUGCUGUCUUGUAUUUAUUUCUUUUAUUCUGUUUCUUUUACUUUGUCCUUAAUUUGUCCUGAUAAUUCACAUUGUGUAAUUAAUAAUUGUAUGUGGACUCUAUGAGAUCAUAAAUAUGAUGCCAUGAUGUUAUUCUUCAAUAACUUGUUCAACAAGUAAGUGUUUCCUCUUUUAUCCAUAGAUUUUUAUCACUAUUAUGCAAUAACAAGCUAAUGAUGCAUAUAAAUAGCUCUGUUUCAUAAUGAUUUACAAUUGAUUAAAAUCAAUCUCAAAUUUGGAGUUGUUAUACAACUCAAAACAAGAUUUUAAUCUUAAAUUAUUUAUAACAAGGGAUCCCAAUGUUAAAGAAUAGAUAUUGUCAAAGUACUAUUUUACGUGCCGUAUUUGCCAUGUUUUGUCAUCACAACCCUUAUAAAUAUUUUCUUAUUAUUAUGAUUAUGUUCAUGUUUUUACUCAUCAAAUGGCACAAGUAUUUCCAAGUUUUCUCCAUCUCGUUGUGAUAUUGCUUCACUAUUUGCAUCUGUGCCUAUUUUUAAAACUGUAUUGCCUUUGAUUGAGGAAUUCUAUCUUGCAAUGUGGACAAGAAAGAGAAAACUGUAUUUUUAGUUGAAACUGUGUUGACUGCUGAUAAUGUUGUGCUCAGUUUUAUGUUCGCUUAGAAAUUACUUGUAUGUAGAUUUGCCUUCAUUAAUUGGUAAAUAUUGGGUAUCAAAAUAUGAUUAUUUUAAUGCCCUAGGCACAACUUUGCAGUGACUUAGGUCUGAAUUAAAAAAAAAUUGGUUUUUAAAUAGGAGGAAGCUUGUAUGUAAAUCAUGGGCUAUGCAUAUUUUGUGCAUAAAUGCCUUUUAUUUUUAUAGCGCAUACAACUAAUAAAGGUCCAAUAAUGAAUAUACUCUUAGCAAAGGGCGCCAAAUUCAUGUUUGUUGCUAUAAUGUGAAUUGAUUUGAAUACACUGAGUUUGCUUUCAUUAUAGACGAUACAAGUUACAAGUGUGAAAAUAUAGCACCCUUUGCUAAGAAUGCCAGUUAUGUGUAAAGUUAUGGAGAACUUUCCGAAUCGGGGCAAAUGCAGUACUUGGAAACAUUCAUGUCAAGCACUGUAUAAAUGUUGCAUAUUAUUAAUAUUAUUAUUGAUUUAUUGUUAUACUGUUUCACUUAUAUACACAUCACCUUCGAUUAAUCCCAGGUAGAAAUGAAAUACAUUUAUGCCUACUAAUUCUAAAUUGUCAAAUAACGUGUGCAUGUACCUCCUACAGCACAUGAAUACCUAUAGGCCUAUUGGAAAGAACUUGUGCAAGUUUUUUUUUUUUUUUGCUCUUUUAGAUACAAGCCCUUUAAAGUUGGGUCAAGUCCACCCCAACAUAAAGUUGAUUUUAAUAAAGAAGUUAAUCAAACAAGCAUUCUGCCGAAAAUUUCAUAGAAAACAGAUGGGAAAUACGAAAACACCAAAAUUUAUGUCACUUUAGUUUUGAUUAGUUGAUUUAAAUUUUAUUCACAAAACCGGUAUGCAAAACAUAGUAAUAUGCAAAUAAGGUAACUAUUGAAGUCACCCUCUCACAAUUUUUUUUUGUAUUGUGUAUUUUAUUAUAAUUUGAAAUAUUUCAGUUUUCUCAUUCUUAAUAUGAAACGAAGCUUUUUUCCUCCUUGAAUAGGUGGAAUCGCCAUUGGGUAGCUUCCCAAAUCUGCAAAUAUUGAAAUUUUGUAUUGAAUAAUAAAAUAUGAGGGAAAUAGUGACUGACAUCUGCUGCUGUCUCAUUUGCAUAUCAUCCUUGUCAUGCAUUAACUGCUUUUAUGAAAAGUAUGCAAAGUCACUUCUGUCUUAUUUUACAUCUAACUUUGAUGAAAUUGUUCAGCAUUAUAAUUGCUUGAAUCCACUAGAGUUAUCCAAAUCAACUUCUUGUUGAGAUGGACCUGGCCAUUAAUGAAAUAAUUUUUUGGAACAUGUACAUAAUUACAUUUAGAUUUAUAGAUAAUUUCAUGUAACUAUGGAAUUGUAAGUAAAGCAACUAUUUGUAUACAAAUUCAA
Molecule: messenger RNA, 5797 nt
Organism: Lytechinus pictus (painted urchin)
Lineage: Eukaryota; Metazoa; Echinodermata; Echinoidea; Temnopleuroida; Toxopneustidae
Product: integral membrane protein GPR180-like
Exons: 10
Coding region: 1291-2595 (434 amino acids)
Biological process (GO): response to pheromone; G protein-coupled receptor signaling pathway
Source: RefSeq, a predicted model, not a curated record